AUGCUGUUGUAUGGUUCCGUGGGAAGAACGCUUCUGACAUUGUUCCAGUCCACAACAUCUGGAAUUGAUUGGCGUGACUGCUAUUUGCCACUUGAGCAAAGUUCUGGCCUUCUCUCUGCAGUGUUUUUGCUUUUUGUAAGCCUCUUCACCAUUUCAGUGUGGAAUAUCGUGACGUCAACCUUUGUUGAGAAGGCCUUGAAGUUGGCCCAGCCAGACUUGGAGUCUUUGGUGAUGGAGCAUCAUUUGAAGGAUGUUCAAGAUGCUCAAGCGCUUCUGGAGCUUUUUUGCAGUCGCCUUUGUUGCACAGACUCGUCAAGCAUCACCUAUGGACAGUUCAAGCUGCUCACAGAGCAGCACCACUUCAGAUCAUACCUUUCUGCCCGUGGCAUUGACAUCAAAAAUGUUGAGGUCUUUUUCCGCAUGCUGGCGACCGCUAGCGGGAACUCGGAAGUAGAGCUCAAGGUGCUGGCAAAUGCACUGGUUCGCAUGAAAGGCUUUGCUACAAGUAUUGAUCUACAAACAUUGAGUUUUGAGACAAAGAUUACACUUUCGAAACAAGCAAAAUCAAUCAAGGAAGUUGGCCGAUACCUUCGAAGAAUAGAGAAAAUGCUUGAUCCUGGAAUGAAGGGCUCGCCUUCAAUGAGUGGUCCUGGCGAGCAACCGACCUUGUUAAAGCCCAGCUUUUCGGAGCAGGAGGCGCACAAGUCUUCCCUCCGCCCUCCGAACUUCUAG
Molecule: messenger RNA, 732 nt
Organism: Durusdinium trenchii
Lineage: Eukaryota; Dinophyceae; Suessiales; Symbiodiniaceae
Source: the annotation of a GenBank genome assembly